This is a messenger RNA of Owenia fusiformis, 1336 nucleotides long. The record is from the annotation of a GenBank genome assembly. Lineage: Eukaryota; Metazoa; Annelida; Polychaeta; Sabellida; Oweniidae.
CUGUGUCCGUCAACGAGUAACAAGAUGGAGGUACAUGGUCAUAUGUGUUAUGAGUUCUUCGAGCAACAGAGUACAACCCACGAUCAAGCCCAGACUGCAUGUGAAGUCAAAAAAGGAUGGAGUAUUGCCGUAGUCGCAAAUCGUGAAGUGUUGAAUAUUAUCCGAAAUCAUUUGAAUCUCGAGAUAAGAUCACAACAAAAUUAUUGGGUAAAAGUUCACCAAGACUUUGCAGAGGAACUGAAUGCUACAUGGUGUACUUACGCAUUCCUCGUGUAUACCAAUUUUGGUAAUCCUGUCGGAAAGCUUGGAUACUAUGAGCCAUUGGAAGGGGAGGGUGAUAAAUGCAACCUGACAUAUGGCUAUGUAUGUCAAUAUGAACCCGUACCCAUCACUGAGUGUGCUUUACUAGAAGUUCCAGACAAUGGUUAUCUCAAAAACAACACUCGACAAGUCGGAAGUGUCGCGACAUUAGGAUGUAAAUCAGGGUACAUCGACAAGAAGAGACGCGAGACUAUAUCUAGAACAUGUCUGGAAACUGGUUUAUGGAGUGGAAGGUCCCCAAAUUGCAUAGAUUUACAGUUUCUACAGAAUUCUACGAAUUCUACAACAACGACGUAUAGCCCCCUGGGACCAUUUCCAAAUAUUGCAGCGAAUAGACAGUCAAAGCGCGACAACCAUUCUUCCGAGUCGCUCGGUGUAGGAGUGGGUAUAGGACUUGGCAUAGCAGCUGUUCUUGUUGCGGGGUUUAUUGUUUUUCUGAUGUACAGACGUUAUUCAAAAGCAAAGGAAUUCAACGGUGACCAAAUGAACGCUGAACCAACGUCAUUUGACAAUAGAGUAAUUCAAAAAGACCAUGCUAUAGAACCUCCUUUUCCGUUGGAGGCGAUGGUUGGCACGGGGGAUAUCAUCGGAGUCUCUGAAAAGGACAAGGAAGCAAAGAUCCCCGAAAAGGACUCAAAGAACCCAUUCAGCAAUGGAGUCAUGUGAUAAAAUCUACGGUGAUCUAAAUUUAGUUAUAUGUACAAAAUAAUAUGGAGAUGACGAUGCGACAAGUACACUUACUGACUUGAGCCAGUUUUGUGAAUUCACGUUAUAACAUUACUACAGAACAGGGGAGUAAUUCACCAAACUAAGCACGAGUAGAGAGCUCUGUACAUUAUAAAGAACAGCACAGCAGAUUUUAUGACCAUGUGCUUUUAAACAGUCAUCGAUGUAAAACGUGAAUCUUUGUGUAAAAUAUGCGCAACAUAUAUGUGCAAUAAAUAUUUGGACAUUAUGUUAUGUCUUGGUCACAUUUCAUCGGCCGGCGCCCGGCCGAUUGAGUAUCCUGUUCAUU